AUGGCCUCCUUGUGGUAUUGUUGCAGCUGCAACUUCGGCCCUCACAACUCCUCUCUCUACGAUGCUUGCAUCCAGUGCGGAACAGCUCGUUGCCCUCGCUGCCUUGAAGAGAAGGUCAAUGAUAGCCUGAACCUUCACUCUCACAGCUGCAAUCCCAUUUCGGCAUACGCAGCUGCUGUUCCCAUGGACUCUCCUCGCAUGCCAGCAUUGAAGACCACGUCUAUGCCCCUAGUCGUACCAGAACUUCCAGGUCUGGGGCCUCUACCACGGGCUAAUUGUACCGGUAUCUCCCCAGCAUCACUCGCUGGAACAAACUAUGUCGCAAAUACAUACAUGUACAUCUGCUGCUCAUGCGGCGAUGGACCCAAGAUCUACGAUCACCAACCCCAAUGCGUGAUUUGCAACCACAUGUCCUGCCGCAGCUGCGAAUAUGUGAAGUGA
Messenger RNA from Penicillium paradoxum, 441 nucleotides. RefSeq lists its product as uncharacterized. The transcript has a single exon. The coding region runs from base 1 to 441 and encodes 146 amino acids. NCBI's taxonomy places the organism in Eukaryota, Fungi, Ascomycota, Eurotiomycetes, Eurotiales, Aspergillaceae. The record is from RefSeq and is a predicted model, not a curated record.